Colias croceus (clouded yellow) is the source of this 2465-nucleotide messenger RNA. RefSeq lists its product as uncharacterized. The coding region runs from base 106 to 1815 and encodes 569 amino acids. Gene Ontology annotation, molecular function: G protein-coupled receptor activity. The record is from RefSeq and is a predicted model, not a curated record. NCBI's taxonomy places the organism in Eukaryota, Metazoa, Arthropoda, Insecta, Lepidoptera, Pieridae. The transcript has 9 exons. Gene Ontology annotation, cellular component: plasma membrane. Gene Ontology annotation, biological process: cell surface receptor signaling pathway; G protein-coupled receptor signaling pathway.
UUAAAGCAACCGACACAGCUAAAUAUAAACAAAUUAUUUAAAAUUUACUGCGACAAGUGGAAAGUAAGAAGUGAAGCAAGAUAUAAUGUGAAUGUGAGCUACAAUAUGAGCUUAAAAAUGCGUAAUAUCGUUUCAAAGUUAACACUUCUCGCGCUGUGUAUUUAUUAUGCGUCUACAAAUAAUGUUCUUGCAUUUCAGCAAAAUAAGACGGUUCACCACAUACGACGAUCGAGCUAUGAUGUUUUCUAUAAACCGCAGAAGCUAGGUACAUACCGGUCUUUCCAACCAGUAGCACCACACAAACCCACAUACAUAAAGGCAGACGAUCGCAACGACUACGAUGUUAAUGCUUACGAUUCUGAGUACGGAGUCGUCGUUUCUAACUUCACGUCUUCAAUUUAUGACGACAACCCUCCGUUGUACCCCAACCCUGAUGUGUUUUCUAAAACUGGACAAGAGUCGCCGAGUAAGCUAUCAGAUAAUAAGCUAAUAGAACCAGAUGUGGAUCUCCCCGAUGAUUCUUUGGCAGACUCUGAUCUUAGAGAGCACAAUAUUAUAGACAGUGUUACAUAUGUUUACGGAUUUAACAAUUGCCACGGUGUUCGCGAUGAAUGGAUGGUUUUGAUUUACGUAACAAGUGGUCUCGCGGUACUAUUUCCAAUAGCCUCCAUCGUGUGGUUAAUGUGGAGUGAAUGUGCUGCAGAGUUUCGUCGAAGCAGCAAACUGUACCCGAUUAAUAUUAACCUGUGCUGCUGUUUGACUGCAUGCACCCUUAUUUACAUUCAGGCGGUGGUGGGUACAUCAUCACCAUCCCAAUGCGAAAGAAUCGCGCUACUUCUACACUACACGCAUAUAACGUGCGCUAUGUGGAUAGUAGCGUUGGGCUCGGCGGUUGCUGAGUUCUGCACAUGUGAUACCUUGUUGCCGUUGAAGUAUAAUUAUCUGUUGGCAUAUGGGGUCCCGGCUAUUGUUGUUAUGUUCAACUACGCGCUAUCGAUGGAACAAUACGAAAUCAAGCACUACUGUUGGAUGUCGAUCGAGAAGGGCAUGGUGAUGGGAUUCAUGAUACCCGCAAUGAUAUUGAUACUCAUCAAUACAGCGAUCAUCAUUGUCGGCUUGCAGAGCGUCAAUCGUAAACAAAACGAGAUAAUAACAGCCAAGAUCCAGGAACUAGUUGACCAACAUUUGGCUAAUUGGUCGAAAAGCGAGAAUCCGGGAAGUUCGGAGACUUUGAACAAUGAUUGUACUCCACUACCGAGUAGGAAGAAUACAGAUAGCUCGGAUACAUUGGACAGGGACUCCAAUAGUAAUGAUGAAGAUAAUCCGUAUAUAACUGUCACGAUGGGCGCUUCGAAUAGCGAUGCUAAUAGUGAGGAAGGGAGGGAGAUCAAACGACUUUCCGACAAACAUUUGAUUAAUCUCUGGAAAUCUAUGGAGAAACUGUCGUGGAAAAACGGCUGGAACAUCGAAGGGAACGAUUUAAAGGCCUAUUUGAACUUGUGUCUGAUCCUGGAACCAUUUUUCGCUAUAAAUUGGGUGAUGGGAGUCGUUGCUAUUGAAAACGCCACUCACUGGUCAACGCCUACUAUUUAUCUUAUUCUUGUAUUAUCUAUGCACAUUUACCUGAUGGCUACAAUAUGCACAACACUCCCGAUCGUACAAAAGAAAACCCCCACCCCUUGCGUCGAAGUAGCUACAGAACCUACGAUAGUGCGAUCCAGGACAACAGACAGCAUCCCCCUUUUGGACCCCACCGUGCAACAACCAAAUGUGACGCCAGCCCCCGUUGACACCAUUAGUACUAUAAGCAUUUAAAUUUUAAAAAUAAAAACCGUUGGAAUGACAGAAGGCAAUAAAAAAAAAUUUGACUUGUCGCUUGGAGGGUUUGCUGCGUGUGACAUUAUUCGUGUAAUUUUAAGAAGAUUUAACUUUUUUCACUUAUUCUGGAGGUUAAACAAGGAAUUUAAUUUAAUUUUAUAUUAUGUCUACAAUUUUGCUAUGAUUGUCAAUUAUUGUAUUUCAAAGUUUUAUGUGAAUGGAGAUUAGAAAAUCAGGAAGAAAUAUUAUAUUAUGUACUCCUUGAAGAUGUCAGUAUAACAUAUCGAAAACUAUUUUAGUCACAUUUUGUAUGUAUGUCAUAGCUGCGCAGCAUUCGUCGAUCCAAAAAGUGGCUAUAGUGUUACCAUUUAAUAAAUUUGUAAAAUAAAUAAGAAUAAAAAGAUAUCUAUUUUCAAUAAAUGUUACUAACCUGCUUAAUAAUGUGAUCUAGAAUUUUUAUAAAGUAAUGACUUCUUUAUAUCUAUCUCUCACUGCCUUAUCUUUUUAAAAUAUUACGUACUUACAAGUUUUCUAUCAACUUUCCUGAAAAACAAAAAGCAUUUAUAAUACCAAAAUUUAAUUACGUAAGUACAUACUUACCAUUAUUUUCACGCAAUUUUAUAUUUUACUGUGAUAUUAAGAUUUUU